AUGAUCCGCGCCGCUCCCAGCGGGCGCCACGGCGAUGCCCGCCCGGCCACUGCCGCUGGUGGCUCCAAUAAUGGCGACUGCCCGGCCAUUCACAGCCACCUAUGGCACGGCAGCGCAGCGCCAUCCAGCUGCUGGAGGGGGCGCGCCAAAGGCACUGGGGUGCUUGCACUCGGCUCGUCCUCGCACACCCACGGCCAAUACUUUCAGCUGCAGCUGGCUAGGCAGGGGCUGAGCUUCUUGCUAAAGGAAGUGAAAGUGACAGAAACCAAGAUAUUUAGAGAAAUCGGUCCGCCGACACAGUGUCUUAAUAGAUAUGGGGCUUCAGAGCGGGCGAUGAUUGGUCGGUGUAUUAGGUGGGACAUCGGCGUCGGCAAGCCAGAGUCCGUGGACCAAUCUGCGUCCCCGCACGCAUCGGCAUCCAGCACGCCGCCGUCCGCUAGUGCUGAUGUCUCGUUGAUAUGA
Messenger RNA from Aspergillus ibericus CBS 121593, 462 nucleotides. RefSeq lists its product as uncharacterized. The record is from RefSeq and is a predicted model, not a curated record. The transcript has 3 exons. Lineage: Eukaryota; Fungi; Ascomycota; Eurotiomycetes; Eurotiales; Aspergillaceae. Bases 1 to 462 code for a protein of 153 amino acids.